GUUUAACGGACGAAGCCUUGCUCAGAGUUCGAACCGGCACCAUUUCCUGCCCUUUCUAUUUGCGCGUUUAACACAACCUGUCACGUAGUCUCUUGUCCUUUGCUUACCAAGAGAAGAUUAAACUUUGAACUUGAACAAUCCAAGUAUCCAAAAAUUUCAAUUUUCCCUUUCUUAUCUAUUCUAAUCAAAUUGAUAUACAUAGAAGACUGAUGUACAAAGAAAAAAUAAUUCAUAAUCCCAUGGAUUAAAAUUUUAUUCUACCAUUUCUCAUUCUACCAGAAUCUUUCACCAAACGUUUCUCACGUAAAAUGUUAAAACAUCUAUCAAAUUAAAUUUCGACACGAUUAAAAUAUAAAACAACGUAUCGCGACAAGAUGUUCGACACAAAACGAACCAGCCAUCGCGCCACAUCUGGAAGAAAGAUCGAUUUUAGAAUUUCGCCCCGUGUCGUCUCAUCAGGGUCUUCUUUCAUUCAAUGCGAAACUUAAACUUGGCGGCAUUAGUGAAUCACUGUUAUUGACUUGGCGGAGGGGAGAGGGGCAGAGGAUCGUCUGUCAUUUGUACGGAAUCACCCUUAGUAUCCCUCGGGCGGUCUUAGCUCGCGUUACCCGCGAGCUUCCGUGUUCCAAAUUUUCCUCUCUGAGCAUCCUCCGAACAAUGCUCGAUCCGUUUCUUCUGCGCUAUGCGCGGAAAUCGGGCCCAUAGAUUCACGUUUUGGAACGUACAACACCAAGUGAACGACUGCAACGCGUCGACGGCGAGCCGAGUCAUACGUUCGAGUGACAGUUUGUCGAGGAGCAGUCGGCGGAGAGUCGAUCGACGUUUGCCAUGCACACCAACGUUCGCUCAAUCGUUGUUUCAGGCGCGGAGUCUGCCAACGGCGCGCCGCCGAUCCCACCGAGACGGAAGAAGCGCAAAGUGAGGCCCCCGAUCGCUAAAUCAUCGGACGCGUCACCGUCGUCGAGCGUUGGGAAGAAGGAGAGGAAACGGCUGGCGCCUCCGCCGCCCCCACGAGCCGUACGAAGCAUCGACUCUCCAAAAUCCAAGGAAGGGAAGGAGGGAACGUUAAAUAGCCUGAGUUCCAUCGAGACCUGUGAAACUUCCCAACCGUCGUCCAUACAGUUCGAGGAAACCGAUUCAUCGGGGAUAUCCAACCGUGUUCUUCUCGAGGAGGCGGCGAGGCAAGGACGCGACGAAGAGGAGGGGAGAAACGAGAGAGCCGGUUCAGGCACGGGUUGUUUGCCGCAACAACAACAGCAACAACAAGCACCGUUCGUGUUCGAGGCAUUCUCGAGGAAGGAGGCCAACAAGUAUCCGCCGUUGCUGUUCACUUUGCACGACUUUCAGAACGUGAUGGCCGACACGUUGCAGGGGGAUCUUGAUAGGAAAGAUUAUUCGCCGAGAAACUCGCUCGAGUUUUCCACGUCCCUGGACGAUCCUCGUCGCGACACAUUCCGCGAUUCCUUCCACGAAUUCUUCGAGAAAUCGUUGGACGACGAGGAGAGCGAGCUCUCGUUCCGCGUCACCACCACCAAUCUUCCGUUCGAGAAAUGUUUGGACAGGUGGGCGGCCACCCUCGAGGAUCAGAUAAUCGAAAAUAUGGACAAGCCGACCAGUUUCAUCUUCGAGGAUUACAUGGACAGAAGCAACAAGGUGAACAUCCGCCGAUCGUCCGCCCCGAUGUGCUACGACGCGAAGGACGAGGACGCUUCGAAGGUGGUGGGAAAGUUGACCAAGGUGAGAUUCGUGAUCGAGUCGCCUAGCUGCCCGGAGCGGGGGUUGGAGAACGAGUUGGCGAGUAUCGAUUCCUCGGCGAGCGAGGAGGCGGAUGGCUGGAAUCGCGCUUCUUCCGUCCAAUUGACCGAGAUCGCGGACGAUGCGAACUGGACGGACGCGAGCCGGGUUCUCGAGCGAGGCGUCCAGGAGGACGAGUUCGGCGACGUGCCGUUUAGCUCCGUUCUGAGGAACAAUUCGGGCGAAUGGUCCCUCGAGGGCCAGGAUAAGAUUGGAUCGUUGGCGGACGAGGAGGAUCGUUUUGAUUCGGCGGGAUUCGAAUCGAGGAAUAAGAUUUUCUCCUGGCCUUCCGAGGAAAAGUUGAAGAUCACGGAGGUUGGGGAAGUAGAGGAAUUCGGAGGUGGAUGUUUGACGGACGAGAAGCACGGCUUUAACUCGGCGGGAUUCGAUCCGGGGAAUCGGGUUUUCUCGUGGCCCGAGGAGAAGUUGAAAAUCACGGAGGUUGAGGACGAGUUUGGAGACGGGUUUUUGGAGGGGAGGGAUGGUUUUAACGCGACGAAAUUCGAUUCGAGGAAUCGGGUUUGCUCGUGGCCCGAGGAAAAAUUGAAAAUCACGAAGCUCGGGGAAGAGGAGGGGGGGUUGGAUUUGGGGGUGAGAACGGAGCGCUGUUCCGAGGGCGAAGGUUCGAACGGGCCGGGUGAGAACGCUGAUUUGGCGGAUACCGCUUCAAACAACAAUGUGGAAGACAAUAAAGAAUAUUUAAUAAACGAGCAUAACUCGACGAAUAUUACACGAAUUAUUUCGAAAACUGCCGCUACUGGAACGGAAGUUAAUACCGAUUCGAAGAGCGAAUUAAUCAGAAACGAAAUAAACGGAAAUUUUCUCGAAGAGGGAUCGGCAGUUGACGAGAAAGAGGAUUCGUUUGCUGCUAAUGAAGAUAAAUCAUUGACAAUAAAUAAGACGAAAGUCUUGGAUCGAGCGACGAACGAGGUAGGGAAUAACGUUUUAAAGAAUAAUUUAUUACCGAAUAUAAGGAAGAGCGAGGCCAGCGAAGAGGCGUCGUCGUCGAUCGAGGAAGAUACGAAUGUUGACGGGUGCGUAAAAAUUAUCGACCCACCCGAUCGAUCAACGGGGGAAUACAAGAGAAAGAUUUUCGUGAACGAGUCUCUUCGAAGCAUGAUCAAUCAUUACUAUUUCACGUCGAACGACUUGGAGGAGGAAAGCGAGGAUUCCGACGAGGAGUCGAACGCUUGCGACAUCCCUUCGAACGACGGAAAUUCUCGGAAGGAAAGAGAGGCGACCGACAAGGAUGACCCAAUUAACGAAUUAUCUUCGGGGAAGAAAAGUGUCGGUGUUCCGGUCGAUAUUAGGCGAAACUUCUUCCUGGAGAAUAUGUUAUCCGAGGAUGCGGAUGAAUCGUGGACGAAUUGCAGGAUCGUCGCCGCGCGGCCAAAAUCACCCGCGAAGAAAAAGAGGGAGAACGUGGCGGAUCGGUUGAACGAGUCGAUAAAAAUGGAUUUGGAGAUCCAGAAAAUUUUGCAAGAGUCGAAGGAGGUGGGCGAAACAGGCUUAUCGACGACAACGGCACAACAAUCGACUAGGAAGGUGGUCGAAACGGGGAAGAAGAACCCCAGUGACGUCAAGUGCGACGUAUUGAACGAGUUGCUCUCCAAUUUUAACAGCAUAAGAUUGAAACCGGUGAGUCGCGUGGAGAAGAAGAGAGGCGCGGAUGAAAGUCGAUCGCUGGUGGAACGGACGAACGACGAGGAUAUAAAUUCGAAAUCGAGAAGUUCGGCGAAGCAGUGGCGUCACGCGGCCUGUCUGACCACGAGGAAAAUUCUCAACAACUGGAAGUGCGAUGGCGAGGCAGGGAAGAAACAAUCCGAGCAACCUGAAGACGAUGCCAACUUUCCAGCCGAAUCAUCGGAUAAGACAGAUCCUUGUUCCCGUCUCUCGCAGGAACGACAUCAACCCUGCCCGACCAAAACGAUUCUAAAGAACGAAGUGUCCCGAAAUGACGCGAGCUCGUCCGUAGAGACUGGCUUGGAACCGAUCAAAGCUGCAGAAAUUAGCAAAGUUUCGGAUGUUGGCGGCGAAGAAACGUGGGCAACGAGGGACGAAGAAAAAUUGGUUAGGAGGACGAGGGAAGAAUGGAAGGAAAGAAAGAGCGACGCUGUUGGAGGGACGCGUGACGAGGAAAAUGGAGGAGGAGGAGGAAGGUUGGAGGAAGAAGCGCAGACGGGUGGCUGCAGUGAAAAGACUGACGCGAGGGACGAGUCUUACUAUAAUCGUGGCGCGAUCGCGCGACAGUUUGAGUUGAGCGCGAUCAGCGGCGAGAAGAAGAGUGCCAUAGCUAGAAGGAAUUCUCGACCCCAUUGUAAUAAUAAUGACAAUAACAGGGCCGUAACGACACCCGUAGUUCUAAGCGAUGACCAAUCCCGUGACGUUGUAACGAUAACCCCGGGUAGAGUUAGGAAAUUCGUCAAGUACUACGAGAUUCGACACGAGGUGACGACGACCGACAAAGAUUCUAAAGCUAACGAUAGAUUAGAUAGGGAGGAGAUGUUGGGCCUUCGGUCCGUAUGCAGCAUCCGCAGGGGUUUGGAGGCGAGGGUCGACACGAAGAAGAAGAGAAGGAACGAUUCACCGACCGAUUCGACGAGGAGGGAAAGCGGGGUGGAAACGGGGAUAAACGCGGAUGACCUCCUCAUCGAGGAUGAUCACGCGGAGGCGAAGAGGGAAGAGAUGGUACGCGUGUCGUCGAGUACGCGCGGCGGUAAAACGAAACGGAAGAAAUCGGUGAAAUUUCAAGGUGGUUUCACUGUGAUCGGUGCCAAGAGUCUGGAAGAUAAUGGCCCCGCUGGGAGCCUCGAUGGCCAGAACGCGAAGCCUGUGGAAAGGAGGAAGAUUCCCGACAGACAGAGGCAGAGAGGAGCUGCUCUCGUGGACAAAGUGGAUUUCCAAGAUGGACAGCCCGAGGAAUUGGCCGACGCUGACUCGCGCUCUUUCGAGGACAGAGAUAGUGCCGCUGCUCAGAUACAAGCCGCAGCGAAAUGUGAGGAAUGUUCAGGUAUUAAUCGCUUCGUUUCAAAACCAGAAACCCCACGCCUCGUAUUUUACUGUACUGUAUAGUUAUAAAUCGUAGUUUCUAAAAGUCGUCGUCGUCGUCGUCGCCGCCGUUCCUUCGAAUCUCGGAUUCGAGAUUUAACCACGACGUUUUUUUGUAGCGUCAUAGCUAAAUUAAAUCUUUUCCAUACGUUAAUUUUCCGAGCCUUGACCGAAGAACAGAUUUUUCACCGCCCCGUGAAAAAUAGAAUUGCGCAGAAUUUUAUUUUCACGCGCAUUGCUGGAAGGAACGAUUUGCUUCGGUUCCUUGAAAUUUCAAAGUGAACGUUACACGAAUGAAUUACAACAAUUUAUUCUAAAUAUAUAAUUAUUACGUUUAGAAAUUAUUAAAAAAAGAAAAAAACAAAUCAUAAAAUAGCGAUUCACGACUUAAUAAAAUGAUCAUUGCGUAUUAUUGCUGUGCAAAUUUUUAGAAGAAUAAUAAUAGAAUUCCGUAGAACGCAGAUUCGUAUGGAUCGUUCAUUAUCAAUUUAAUAAGAAUUUGGACGAAAAGAUCUGUAGAUGGCAGAUGUCUCGUUGAUCCUGGAAGGAAUCAGAGUUAUCAGUUGGACAGAUUCUUUCGGUGAAGAGGAUUAACCCAUGGACAGGAACGGAUUUUUCCCCCCGGAUUUAUUCGGUCGAGCUCCCGCGUAUAAGCUCCCCGCGACGUUCCUUCCUCGUAAUUUCCUUGCAUCAUUUUGUCCAACUUAUUUUACUAUGGUUUUGGAUAAUGGGGGACUUCGCUAGAUUUACGACACCCUCGACGAGAGGCCGUGGAAACAAAAAGCAACGAAACGAUUUGUGGCUCCGCCUCGCGAUCACUAUUUCUUGCGCAACGUAACGAUUCCGUGGUGGAAAUUCUUCUUCCUUUUUUUUUUCCACGGAAUUCGAUGGAGAGUUUUUCGAGAAAGAAAAAAAGAAAAAUAAAAUCGAAAAUAAAAUUUUUGGGAGCCAACCAUUUUUCGCACGGCGAAAAUAUAUAAAUAUUAGUUGAUCUUGGAAAAUUGUUACAAAAAUGUAAAUAGAAGUUCAGUCGAAAUCUAAUUAUCAAAAAAUAGAAGACGUUAUUUAUCCAAGAAAAGUGAACAAAAUUUCUCGCGUAUCCUUUCGAAUUCGGUAUAAAUAUUGUUGGCAUGCAAUUUCAGAUUUCGUUGCACACUUAUCAGAAAUCAAAUUUCACCUAAACGGAGUUCCACUCCACUAUUAAUUCCCCGAAAAAAAGAAUCGGGAACAAAAUUACAAAAAUACGAAGAUAGGAAACAAAAUUCUCGCAAGAAAGAGAAAUCUGUUCUUUCGUCAAUCAGCCAUUUUUUAUUAGCACGAUUAGUUUCUCGGAUCGAGUUUACAAUUUUAAUUAGUGUUAAAAACGAAAGAGAAACAGCAGACAGCUCUUAGCUCUGUUAUUGUCGCAAACUUUCCUUGCAUUUAGGAGAAAUGCGUUGUUUUUUGGCGACAUUAGCGUAUCGCAGGAGCCGCGCGUAAUAUAACCCCAUUAUCCUGCGUACAUUGUGUAAUUAUAACGUAAAGGUGGAAGUAAUUUACGUGGUAGUGUAGUGGCGAUAAUAAUAAUAUAACUUGUUGCGCUGUUUGUGUUACGUAUACAUUAUUCUACGUGUUCAAAAGCUGAUCAAUUUUAACACGCAGAUCUUUGCAGUGAUACGCAGUGUCGGGAAAAGUACUCUCAUUUCGGUGGCCGCGGCCUCGUUUCUCCAUCGACCAAUUAUUUCUGUCUAUUAUCGUUAGACAGAGAAUAUAAUCCCCUCUACGUUUAUUUUUCAAGAUAUUUUUGAUUAGAUAAGAUAUAUAUAUAUAUACAUAUAUACAUAUAUAGAAAGAGAGAGAGAGAGGGCAAUACUGUAUUCAUCUUCAAAAAAAGAAAUGUGUUUACAGUUUAUGUGUCACAAUCUGUCACAAUCUCCGAGUAAACAACAAGUUAUUGAUUUAUAUGUCUGUUCCUUGAAAAUAAACUCACUCGUUAAUCCUAUUUGCACGUAAAUAUACUCUUUCUUAAAGGGAAUAAUCGUAUAAUAAUAUAUUUAUUCUACUUUUAAGUAAGUUAAGAGAGUUCUAUUACGCUUCACGUAGAAGACUUGUGUGACAAAUUAUUUCAAAUAUCGAUUCAUCAAAACGAAAUAUUCAAUUGUAUAUGUGAUAGUGUCGAUAGUCUUUAUAUUCUCGUUCACGUUAUUCGCGUGAAAAUUAUUAUUAUUAUUGCUAUUAUUAUUAUUAUUAUUAUUAUUAUUGCUAUUUUCAACGUGUACAAUGGAAAUGGAGUAAACGAUCGAUUCACCCUUCGAUCGUGUCAGAGUUUGACGAGGUUAGUCGUAUCAUGGACGGCCGGGUUUCCGUAAAGUUCCCGAUUCGAAACGUGUCGAGAAACGGCAGAAAGUUUUUGACAGACGCGUUGGCAGAUCGAGUUGAAGUAGGGAGAGGGAGGGAGUUGGUCGUCGAAUUCUUUCUUUGGCACGUUUGCCAAAGAAUCGAGCCGCGAGAUCUACACAGGAUUGAAUCACGUGGAUUCGAUCCAGAAAUACUUUCCACGAUUGUACACACCUCGAAACCUCUCGUAAAUGAUUUCAUCGUUGCGCGAUUAACAUCUCCCGCGAUUAAUAUUAUCUCCCGAGAGAUACGAGUUGCGCAAAUGAAAUAGAAAUAGUCGAAUUGGUUUGAAAUUUGAAAAUAGCGCGGGAAUAAACGGAUAUUAAUUUUAUUUAUCUUAUCACUUCGAUCGAAUCAUUUGAAUCUGAUUUAUUUGUAUAUGUGAAUCAAUAACGUGUCAACAAUAAUAUCAUCGAGGUAUAGAUGUAUCAUUCUUUCAUCUUUCUUUCUUACGCGAAUAUUAAUUUUUUUCUCGUCAAUCGAGCAAUGAUGAUGAUUUUAUUAGUCAAGUCUCGCUCCAUUCUGAGAUUCUUAUUGAAAAUAUAUAUAUAUAUUUUUUAAUAUUUAAUACGUGUAUUUUGAGUACACCACGUGCUUUUUUAACAUGCCAAUGGAAAUUAUACACAAAUCAUGUGACAUAAGACGAACAAUAGCGUAACGAACAUAUGUAUAAAAUCGAAAUGACAGUACUUUUUGAAAGAUCGACACGUAGAUCGUGAUAUGCAUAGCAGUUUUCUUUGAAAGCGUGCAAUUCGUUGGCCAAAUGAGACUUUAAACGCGGUGUGAUUACGCGAUCGUUUUAUUUUUUCUUUUUUUUUCCCCCCUCCCUUUUCUCCGUUGACUUAUUGUAAGUAAUAUGAUAAUUUAUCGUUCGAGUGCAUUAUCUUAUAUAUGAUAUAGGAGAUGAUUAACGAUAACGAGAAGAAUAUAAUAACGUUGAUAAAAUAGGGAUACGUAAAUGGAAUGCUUCUUAAGACUUAGUAUUAUUAUAUAUAUAUAUAUAUAUAUAUAUGCGCACGGUUAUGACCGUUUGCGUUCUCACGAGACGUGGAUGCGAAAUAAAGGAAGAAGAAGAAAUAAGAAAGAGAUUUUCAAGUUUUAAUCGCGAACGAAUAACACGAAUGUUACUUCGAAGAAGUCGAAUUUAAUUUUCCUCCACGUCUAUAUAAACGUGAUAAUAUUAUUUUUUUAAUUAUAUUAAAAAAUUAAUCGAAAUUUUGACUAAAAAUAAUAAAUCUAGAAACGAAAUUAAUUAAUCUCGCUUCAAUUCUACGACAUCUGCGUUUAGCAAGAAGGCAACCGGAAGUGUCCGUGCAUAUAUUUAUAGACACAUAUAUAUGUAUAUGUACUUGUACAAGAUGAAUGUGAGUAUUAUUACGCGAUAACGAUUCUAUGAAAACGCAAUGCGAUUCACCCGGUUGGUUAUGCGACCUUUUAUAAACGUUAAUUUACAUAGGUAGGGUAGCGUGAAGCAGAGAAAGUGCGAAUCGUGCGAGAUUCGUCUCGUUUAACAGAACAUGUUACACACGUUUAGCCGUGCAAUCGGAAACGCAGCUUGAACGAGCAAUAAAGCCACGGAUAACCAAUGGAUUUCUUUCGAUGCGGUGGCGUAGUAGUAGAUUUUUCGAAAAAAAAAAAGAAAAAAAGAAAAAAAAAAUUCUUUGUUGCGAUCAUCGCGUCGGAUCAAUUGGAAAUUCUCAAUUUUUAUCCUAUAUUUUUCUUUGAUCACGACACUUUUGAUCUUUGUUCGAAAUAUUUCACGUCAUCGUUACAUUCGAUAGUACUGAAAUUUUAUCAGAGAAUCGUAAUGAUCGAACGACCUUUUAUGAUUUUCUAUAAUUUUAUACGUUGGUUCAUUCUUGCACGCAUACUUGAUUUUAUUGUGUAAUAACAGCAUUGUUCCUUACUUUGAAUAGUGUGUACUAUUAAUCGAGUCACGAGUUUCAGAUAUGCGCGCAGCAUAUGGUUACAGAUUCUGAUUGUUGCGAACGGUUGGCUCGAUAAAAAUGUUCAGUCAAAUGAAAGGAUUAAUAUCUCGUGAUCGUUGAAUAUAUUCUUAUUGAACAAUAAAUUGGAAUUUCAAUAUUUCCAGGAUAUUUUUAAAUAAAUAUUUAAUUUUCUAGUACACAUAUAUAUAUAUAGAUAUCCUCUCAAGUUUCGAAAUUCCAAGAAUAUUAUAUAUAUCGGAAUGAUAAUGCAAAUUAUAUUUUAUUUCCGUUAUCUACGUUCACGGUGCAACAAUUGCGUACAAUAGAAUCAGCCGCGCUAUAUAGAUAGAUACAAUGGAAAAUGGGAACAAAGUUUAGCGCGUUAAAGUUUAAAUCGCGUUUCCAUUCGGUUACAAAUAUUUAUCCGGAAAGUUAGCAGUGAUCGAUGCAAACAAACCUAAGUUCCGUUCAUUUGACUCAACAUCACGUUCGAAUCUAAAUCCAGAAUCGCGUAGCGAGUCGCCGUGCAAGUUUCAUUCUCUCUCCACGAUGAUGAACCACUGUGGUUUCUUUUUUUUUCUUUUUUUUUUUUUUUUAAAUUUGAAAUUUUAGAAAAAAAAAAGGAAGAGGAAAACGAGACACACGAAUUGUAUAUUCAGGGAAAAUUGUACAAAAGCACGCGAAAAAAAGAAAAAAAAAUAUAUAAAAAAAAAAAAAGAAAAAAAAAAGAAAAAAUCCAUCGUUAUAGAUAUACUCGUGUGUGCGUGCGUGCGAAUCACGAAGACGCUUGAGGAUCGAGCUAGUUCCCACCCCUCUCCUAUUUAGAGGAUUCAGAGAAUCAGUGGAUCAAAAUUUAGAAGAAUUUACCGGUCAAUGGAUACUGUUUUUUGUAGAAAGAGAAAGAGAAAAUACACUUAUUACCGUUUUAUAACAUGUAGAGAAAGAGAAACGUGAUAGAACGUGUUAUGCGAAAUAUACCACGUGUAUACACCACCAACGAUGCCUCAUUGUACGCAAUAGAGUCACUCGCUAUCGAAGGAUAAAAAUAGUCGAUAUUUUAUGUUUUAUUUCGAAAGAAAUGUUUUCCUGCAGUACACUGUACGUUUAUAUUUCCGCUGAAUGCUGAAUAAAUUAUUAUUUUCUAUGCUACGAACGAA
This is a messenger RNA of Apis cerana (Asiatic honeybee), 10303 nucleotides long. RefSeq lists its product as uncharacterized. Lineage: Eukaryota; Metazoa; Arthropoda; Insecta; Hymenoptera; Apidae. The record is from RefSeq and is a predicted model, not a curated record.